CUGCCCGGGAGACAGCGGCAUGUCCUUUUGCGAUCGAAAGCAAUAGUAUUGUCAUUGUGGAUCACAAGCAUGGCAUUUUGGACGAUAACGAGAAUAAUUCUUUAGUAUUAGAAAUGCCAUUUGUCAGUUGGCAGCACAGACAAUGUGAUUUGAAAUUCCAUUCCCGGCUGACGCGACAAAUAAAAGCAAACAGUUUGACAUCCUUUCCCCAAUGCGCUGGCGUUCUUUGAUUGCAAAGCUUUCGACCAUGACAGGUAAAACACCAGAGACAUAUCGUGCACCUGCUCUCUUCCUUCCUCACGGAGGAGGUCCCAUGCCCCUCCUCAACGAUCCGGGGCACCGCGAUCUUAUCACCUUCCUUACAAAAACGGGGCGAAAGUAUCUGAACCCUCGGCCUAAAGCCAUUCUUUUGGUCACGGCGCACUGGGAAACACGCAACCCUACAGUCUCGACUGUAUCCAAGCCUGAGCUUCUCUACGACUAUUACAACUUCCCGCCCGAAACGUACAACAUUGAUUUUCCUGCCAAGGGUGAUCCCGAAGUCGCCAAGCGUGUCGUAACUCUUCUUCAAAAUGCUGGAUUCAAAACACAAACCGAUGCAGAGCGAGGAUGGGAUCACGGUGUAUUCGUUCCUCUGAAACUUUAUUUGCCUGAUUUCGAUAUCCCAAUCAUCCCAAUGAGUGUAUUGACUUCACAGGAUGCCGCAGAGCACUAUCGGAUUGGAAAGGCACUGGAACCGCUGAGGAAUGAGGGAGUCAUGAUUAUUGGAAGCGGCAUGUCCUUUCACAAUAUGCGAGCCAUGCGAGGGCGGCUUGGGUUCAGCGGCACUCUCAAUGAACCUUUUGACGAUGCCGUGGAUGAAGCAGUAAAGAUUGCCUCAAGCGAUGAGAGGGGUAAAGUGUUGAGUGCUUGGGAUAAAAUGGAAGGUGCACUGGACUCGCAUCCUUAUGGGGCUGCAGAGCACUUUAUGCCUUUAUUAGUCGUUGCUGGUGCAGGCGGCGACGAGCCUGGUGUUCGAGCUUUGUCGUGGAAUAUGAGCCCGUUUAGGAUUUCGGCAUGGGUAUGGGAGGGUGCAACGAAGGGGACGGCAUGAGGUAACAAUUUUUCUUAGUGCAGAGGCUGUCAGUAGGACUUAUCCAACGUAUUCUGGAUUUAAUAACUACUCUCGUAAACUACGCAUUUUUUAUACUAAGAAGGUGCCAUUAAUUUAUCAUGAUUUAAACCUGC
Messenger RNA from Spizellomyces punctatus DAOM BR117, 1227 nucleotides. RefSeq lists its product as uncharacterized. Bases 212 to 1093 code for a protein of 293 amino acids. Gene Ontology annotation, molecular function: ferrous iron binding; zinc ion binding; oxidoreductase activity, acting on single donors with incorporation of molecular oxygen. The transcript has a single exon. Lineage: Eukaryota; Fungi; Chytridiomycota; Chytridiomycetes; Spizellomycetales; Spizellomycetaceae. The record is from RefSeq and is a predicted model, not a curated record.